CGCGCCUGCAAUGGUCACGUGAAGGGGGUCCAAUAAAAUCGUCCAACGCUCUUCUUGCUGGUUAUGGAGUUAAAACGAAUGAUUGCAAAUAAUCUCAAGUUUAUAGAAAAAAAGGUACGGGUAAUAGAUGACUAAACAUUUUUUUCGCUUGUUGGAUUUCCAUCGAUUAUUGCAGGGGAAAAAAAGGAGCUGCGUUGCUGUCUGUGCUCAUUUAUUAACAACAGAGUUGAACGUAGCAUGCCCAGGCUUUAGACAAAUCCAGACAAAGAAAUUCAGAACCAACCUAAUAUUACAGCGGCAGUGAUAACAUACAAUAACUUCCAUUGCAUGCACAAAAAAACUAUACCAACCUUUGACUUUCUUAACAUGCGCUUGAACAAACAUUUUAACUCUUACUGUGGCUACAUAAUAAUAAAGACAUCAAAGCUAUUAUCAGACUAAGAUAAUUUUUGCAUUUUAACUAAUACCCACACAGAAAGUACAGUCGCACGAACAUGAAGGUAUAGUCUACGAACGUAAAAUAUCAAAAGUCAAAUCAUGCAUUUUUAGACUGGAUGGAUAGAUGAUUACAACAUAGGAUGUAUCUUAAGAAGUGAGUUAAAACCCGCCGUCCUCGGAUGAUAUAAAUCCAUUUAACGCAAACAGCUGCUCAAAUUGUCCCAGAACGUUAACAUUUCUUUCCAGUUGAAAAAAGCAUCACUUGACAUUUUUUUUUCAUGCAAGUACUGUCCGAAAAACGAACACAAAAGCGCGUGAACAAUAAAUAAAAUAGAGAUUAUGAGCGCGUCCCAGUCCCUCGCAGUCAGCUCCGUUCUGUGAGGAGGCCCUUUUAGAUUGACCCCUUUCCGAAAUGCCCAGAGCUCGCUUUGUAUUUCCUUUAAAAAUUCCCAGACACCCACACAGGGUUACAGCCUAUCUGUUUCCACUAUUCUUUUAGGCGAGAAAAACGGCGAGACGAAAGCUCGAUCGGGCUGCAAAGCCGAAACACCGCGAAGCCGAAUUCAGAUCAAGGCUAGCUGCAACACAGUUCAGUUUUAAUCUCUAACCCUAUCGAUGCGAAGCGCCAGCAGAACGUUUCCAAUGCAGAAAAAAAAUAUUUCUUGGUGGAAAAAAAAAAUAUCCACAAAUCUACGAGGGAAUAAUGGGGGUUUUCUUUGUUGUGAUCUUGGAGGAAAAAGGCGAAUUCUUGAGGGUGGCUGCUGUCAAGCGCUUUGCCGGCGAAAAGAUUGAUCACCCCUGCUGCCUCUCCACUCCUGCUCUAAAAAUAUCUACCCCCUUUCCCCAUUCGUUUUAAACUUUGACGCAACCAAUUUUGCUUAGUUUUUUCACCCGCUAACAUUAUAUCGCUGCUUUCUCCGUCCGAGGCGCGAUAGAAAUUCAAGUCAACACGUAAGCGAUUUCCAUUCUGAACGCGACCUCGCGAUGAACUUUUGGUUGUUGUCAGAGUCAACAAACGUUUAACGCACACAGCCGGCGACUAUUUUUCGUACCGCGGCCUAUUGCGUUUCAUAAACGAACAAUAUAUGUACAGACAUAUUAUUUGACUAUGAUUCUAUAACCUGGAUUUAGUGCAGACUUACGCGCUUUAACGUCCCAGUUUUCAGAAAUUCUUCGGAGGCCGUGUUUAAAAAAAAUUACAAAAAUAAAAUUAAAGGCAAACCCCCAAAUAAUUUAUUUGAUUCGUAAUGGCUGGGAAUCUCCCAUUCGGCAAAAGUGGCGGACACUCUCAACAUCACUCUCGCGCACCCUUAUUUAUGUGCUUGAUAAAAGAAAUAUUUCUACACCUACGUGCAUCUCUUGUCUGUUGCUCUUGUCAAAAGUUUUAAGAUUAAUGACCCUUGAUUGUAAAUACGCAAGAAGCCAUAUUGUGGAUGUACUUAUCAGGCAAGGCCUGUGAAUUACAUCACCGGCAGUUCUGCAUUCGGCUUGUUAUUGUCUAACACGAGAGGCCUGCGCUUUACCUCUAACGAUGAAACAGAACUGACCGGACACAUGGCAACCGAGAGCCUUUUUAAAAUUAUUAUUUCGUCCGUGUUACAAUAAGAACUGAAUUAUAAUAUCCUGCUGUAUUUUUUUUUUAUCAAUUCAGACAAAUAUUGCUUUCUUUUGCCACCAGGCCCCGAAUUGCGAUUGGCUGAGACGAGUCACGUGACCAGGAAUUGGCUGCAAUUUCGCCCAUAGUCUUCAGUUUAGUAGACCCUGGUCCCCAUACGCUAGUAAUAUCACCAAUAUACACAAUUAUUAAAGCCCGCAAAUGCCGCCAUAGCAGGAACGCAAAAUAAAUCCUAGGCUUUUGGAUGUUAUUUUUUGCGUAUGUUGGUGUCGCUGGACGCCCUUUUUGCCCAGGCGAAGCGAUGAAUUUUGAAUUUGAGAGGGAGAUUGGGUUCAUCAACAGCCAGCCUUCCCUUGCAGAGUGCCUGACGUCUUUCCCCGCUGUCCUGGAGUCAUUUCAAACUUCAUCAAUCAAGGACUCGACAGCAAUUCCACCUCCUUUCGAGCACACCAUCCCUAGUCUGAGUCCCUGCACAGGCAACCAGGCGCGACCGAGGAGCCAAAAGCGAACUGCCUCCAAUGGCCUCCAGCUCCGGACGCAAACAGCACCGCCGACGCAGCACCAGCAAGGCCCGGCCCCGCUGUCGGGUGGCGCGCCCCUGGCCCACGAGUUCCCAUGGAUGAAAGAGAAAAAAUCCUCGAAGAAGUGCCCCAAGCCCGGAGCCACUGCUGCUGCGGCAGCAGCCUCCCCUUCUCAGGCAUCCUCCGGCUACACGACCGCGGGAUUGGAGUCCCCGACAGAGGCUCAAGGCGGGCUGGAUAAUGGCAGCGGUUCGCGGAGGCUGAGGACCGCAUACACCAACACGCAGCUACUUGAACUGGAGAAGGAGUUUCACUUUAACAAAUACCUCUGUCGGCCCCGGCGCGUAGAAAUAGCGGCGCUUUUGGAUCUAACCGAGCGCCAAGUCAAAGUGUGGUUUCAAAAUCGACGCAUGAAGCACAAAAGACAAACGACGCACCACCGGGACGGGCAAGAAGGCGAGCCCAGCGGUUUCGAGCUCCUGGAGGGAGCCGACGCCGCCUCGCCGUAUUCGAGCCAGUCGUUGGAAGCGUCUGGCUCCGGUUCCGCGGCAGCCUCCGAGAGCGAGGCUUGCCCGACGGCCGCCUCCUACACGAGCAGCGCGGACAAAAGCCAGCCCACGCCCGAAGAGGGCCAGGCGAACCAGUCGGAGCCUGCAUCUGUUCCUGACACAGCGGUUCACUCCCCCCCGUACCCGACGCCUACUGCAGAUAACCCCAGCACAAUGGCCGAGGGCCGAGCAGCUGGGCCGGAGCAUUCGUUCACAGAGCCGCAGGACGCCCCCUCUCUUCCCGAUUUGAAUUUCUUUUCGACGGACUCCUGCCUACAGAUUUCGGACGCUUUAUCGCCGAGCUUGCAGAGCUCGCUGGACAGCCCAGUCGACUUCUCCGAGGAAGAUUUCGACUUGUUUACGAGCACCCUUUGUACUAUAGAUCUGCAGCAUUUACAGUUCUGAACUAUCACGACAUCCCAACGCACACGAGAACAAUCGAACUCGAUCCGAUUGCAGUGUCCCGAAUCCUCCUCGACAUUCCUAUAAUAAGACAUUAACACGUCAAACGAGACAGCUCCCUAAACCGUUCUUUUUAAAAAAAAAAAAAAAAAAAAACAAAAACAAAAGAGGCGUGAAACGACGCCUAAAAGGAAAUAAAUUGUCCAUUAUUUUGAAAAUACGAUGAUGUAAUCUUUUUGAAUACACAUCGGGAUGGCCCCUGUCGAAGUUUCAGGUAUUUUAUUGCCUUCUGAUUUUCGGGUUUUAGUUUAUGUCGACUAACAGAUGAAUGGUUGCGGACUUUUUCAGUGAAACUCAAUCAUUGGAAUCUCAGGAAUUGUGUCUGACAUAAGAGUAGUUGAACUGCUUUUAGAAAUUCUCCCGAGGCGGGCGUCGUCCCCAUCGAAUAAUUUUAGAACUAGUUUAUUUAUUGAGAUUCUUUAAUAGUAAAUUUCAAAUUUAUUUAUUGUACGUUAUUUUCAUAGCUGAAAUAAUAAAAAAAAUAAUAAAAAUACACAUAAAUUGGUGGAGCGAGUGUGGUUGAUUUUC
Puntigrus tetrazona (Sumatra barb) is the source of this 4112-nucleotide messenger RNA. It is a transcript of the gene hoxb2a, whose product is annotated as homeobox B2a. Gene Ontology annotation, molecular function: DNA-binding transcription factor activity, RNA polymerase II-specific; DNA binding. The transcript has 2 exons. NCBI's taxonomy places the organism in Eukaryota, Metazoa, Chordata, Actinopteri, Cypriniformes, Cyprinidae. The record is from RefSeq and is a predicted model, not a curated record. Gene Ontology annotation, biological process: regulation of DNA-templated transcription. Bases 2298 to 3527 code for a protein of 409 amino acids.